AUGUCGAGUCCGGCCAAGGCGAGGAAGCUCAACAGUGGCAAGAAGCAGCCGGCAGCUCAGUCCAAGGGACUUGAGUACUUCUUUUCCAAGCAGAAACAGCCCGAAUCGCCAAAUCCAUCAACUGGCGAGGAUGGCGCGCCGAGCAGCUCUUCCGCUCUGCUCUCAGACGAGGAACUGGCACGCAAGCUACAGGCAGAAUGGAAUCAAGAGGUAGCAAGUCACCGCCAGACUCCCUCUGAAGGCCAAAGCUCAACGCCCAAGGACUCAGACGUCGGAGCCAUCUCAAAGACGGAAGACGGCGACUCCACGCCUGCUUCUGUCAGCAACCCGGAGCCACCAACUGCCGAUGCAGCUCUGAGGAAGCAAGACAACAGGAAGACGCUGUCUCUGCAAUCUACCGGGAUGGUUGAUGACGCAGUCACAAACUCCAUUCCUCUUGACGAGUCUCCUCUCACCUUUGAACCGUCAAAGUACGUAAAACUACUACAAGAGUGCUGGGCUGCCGAAAAGGGCGACGCUACAUAUGCUCUCCUUACCAGAUGCUUUGUCCUUGUUAGCGCAACGACAAGCCGCAUCAAGAUUGUUGAUACCCUUGUGAACUGCCUGCGAAUCUUGAUCGAAGGCGAUCCCUCUAGCCUCUUACCAGCGGUCUGGCUUGCCACAAACUCCAUAUCGCCUCCAUACAUUUCCAUGGAGCUUGGGCUCGGUGGCUCUGCCAUAUCCAAGGCACUUCGCCAAGUCUGCGGCCUUGAUAACCGGUCUCUCAAGGCCAUCUAUGACAAGUACGGGGACCCGGGCGAUGUUGCUUUCGAAGCCAAGAAGAAACAGAGCUUCACGUUGAGAAAACCAAAGCCGCUCACCAUCAAGGGUGUCUAUCAGGCCUUGGUUAAGAUUGCCACUACACAUGGGCAGGGAAGUGGCGAGGCCAAGCAGCGGAUCGUCGAUCGGCUAUUGCAAGAUGCGCGAGGAGGAGAGGAAAGCCGGUUUAUUGUUCGAACGGUCUCGCAAUAUCUUCGCAUUGGUGCCGUGAAGACUACUAUGCUUAUCGCGUUGUCAAGGGCGUUCCUGCUGUCCAAGGCCCCUGGCUCUGAAUACAGCACAAAGGAUGUCGGGGAACUGCGUAAGCUGAAGAAGGAAGAGUUGGCAGACGUAUGGGGCAAGGCGGAAGAGAUUGUCAAAGCCAGCUUUGCGAGACACCCCAACUACAACGACCUCAUCCCUGCACUCCUCGAGAUUGGGGUAUGCGAGGAGCUGCUUCUGCGAUGCGGCUUGACUCUCCACAUUCCACUGCGUCCCAUGUUGGGGAGCAUAACCAGAGACCUCUCAGAGAUGCUGACGAAGCUCCAGGGGAGAGACUUUGCAUGCGAGUUCAAGUAUGACGGGCAGCGCGCACAAGUCCACUGCGACGACAAAGGCAAAGUGUCCAUCUUCUCCAGACAUUUGGAGCUCAUGACGGAAAAGUACCCCGACCUGGUGGACCUUGUGCCCAAGAUUAGAGGAGAGGGCAUCGGAAGCUUCAUCAUGGAGGGAGAAGUGGUGGCUCUUGAUCGAGAGACGGGCGAGCUGAAGAAUUUCCAGACAUUGACGAAUCGUGCGCGAAAGGAUGUGGCGAUUGGAGACAUCAAAAUCGACGUGUGUCUUUUCGCGUUUGACCUCAUGUACCUCAACGGGCAAUCUCUCUUGAACCGACCCUUUCGAGAACGGCGAGAGCUUCUUCGAUCGCUCUUCACCGAGGUGCCGCAUCACUUUACCUGGGUCAAGAGCCUGGAUGCUACGUCUGGAGACUCCGAAGCAGUUCUUGACUUCUUCAAGUCGGCGUUGGAGAACAAAUGCGAAGGCAUCAUGGUAAAGAUCUUGGACAACAUACCCGACCCACCUUUGGCGGAGGCGGCGGAGGGCGAUGUUGAGCAGCCGCAGCCCCUGGAAGACACGGAGAAACUGUCACUACCAAAGACUCGAUCAAAGGGCAAGGCGAAGCCGAAAACUUCUGCAAAGGCCGACGGUGAAGAGAAAGCAACAAAAUCUCGAAGGAAGCCGCUCUUAGCGACUUACGAACCAGAUAAGCGGCUUGAUUCCUGGCUCAAGGUGAAGAAGGACUAUAACUCGAGUUUCGACACAUUGGACAUGAUUCCCGUUGCUGGAUGGCAUGGGCAGGGCCGAAAGGCCAAGUGGUGGUCUCCCAUCCUGAUGGCGGUGCGGAACGAGGAAAGCGGUAUGCUCGAGGUGGUGUGCAAAUGCAUCUCGGGCUUUACAGACUCAUUCUACAAGGCGAACAAGGCGUUUUAUGACGACGGCGAAGAGAGCGGAGAGCCCAAAAACACCAAGCUGCAGAAGCCGAGUUUUAUAGAAUACCACGGUCCGGCUCCGGAUGUUUGGUUCGAGCCGCAGGAGGUGUGGGAAAUGGCGUUUGCGGACAUUACGCUCAGCCCGGUGUAUACGGCUGCCAUUGGGCUUGUGAGCGACGAGCGAGGCCUGAGUUUGCGGUUUCCGCGGUUUUUGAAGAAGAGAGACGACAAGAGCAUUGAAGAAGCCAGUACGAAUGAGUUUCUUGCUAAUCUAUGGAGGAAGCAGGAAGCUAAGGCGGCGUCAACGGCAAAGGAUGAGGUUGAGGUGGAGGAUGCUGCAGAUGUUGAGGAAGAGGAUUGA
This is a messenger RNA of Trichoderma reesei QM6a, 2646 nucleotides long. RefSeq lists its product as uncharacterized. The transcript has 3 exons. Gene Ontology annotation, molecular function: DNA binding; DNA ligase (ATP) activity; ATP binding. Bases 1 to 2646 code for a protein of 881 amino acids. The record is from RefSeq and is a predicted model, not a curated record. NCBI's taxonomy places the organism in Eukaryota, Fungi, Ascomycota, Sordariomycetes, Hypocreales, Hypocreaceae. Gene Ontology annotation, biological process: mitochondrial DNA repair; DNA recombination; double-strand break repair via alternative nonhomologous end joining. Gene Ontology annotation, cellular component: DNA ligase III-XRCC1 complex.